AUGGACAACACCACGAUGCUCGAGAACAAACACUUCGACGAGAAGAUGAUGUCCGAAGAGGGUGGUGGCCUACAGCUGGUGCUGAGUAUCCGCGACGCAACCGUGACCGAGACCGAUGAGAAUCGAAACGGACAGUUCCAUCGUUCCUUCACGCCUCGUCAGGUCCACAUCAUCUCCCUUGGCUCCAACAUCGGUAGCGGUCUCUUCAUCGCCACGGGCAAGGCUCUGGCGACGGGUGGUCCUGGCAACAUGGUCGUCGCAUACCUGAUGGUUUGCAGCUGCGUGUGGGCUGUUCUACAAUCCUUGUCGGAGAUGACCAUAGCAUUCCCGGUGUCUGGCAACUAUAUCGACUAUGCGGAUCGAUGGGUUGACCCUGCCCUUGCCUUCGGAGCGGGCUUCGCGGAGUGGCUGGGUUGGACCGCCAUUGUUGCCGCAGAAGCUGGCUUUUUCAACGUCUUGGUUCAAUACUGGGCCGAGGGUUCGUUUCCACAGGCGGCGACGAUCACCAUCUUCCUCCUCGUCUGCAUGGUCAUCUUCCUUCUGCCGAAUACUGUCUUCGCCUGGUUCGAAUAUGUGACAUCACUUAUCAAGAUCUUUCUCUUCCUUCUCGUCAUCACAUUGUCUCUGGUGCUCACACUCGGUGCUGGUCCCAAAGGCUAUGUCCACCACGGAGAGACGUGGACUGAACACCCUGCGUUUUUGAAUGGCUUUUCGGGCUUUGCCAAUGCUGCCUUGCUCGCGACAUGGGCGGUGGGUGAUCAGGUUUUCAUCGGCAUCAUCGGUGGCGAGGCCAAGAAUCCACGAUAUUCAAUGGCUCAUGCGACGAAACUGGUGCCGUUCCGAGUCAACUUCAUCUAUAUGGUCAGCAUUAUUUUCAUCACGAUCCUGGUGCCAUCCAACGACGAUCGACUUUUGGGCGGAUCUGGCGUCGCAGCCUCACCGUUCGUGAUUGCGAUCCAAGAUUCCGGCAUCCCGGGAAUCGCUUCCCUUCUCAAUGCCGGCAUGAUGUGCGGUGUUCUUGCUAUUGCUGCCGAAAGCGUCUAUCUCUCUUCGCGAAUCCUCCGAACCAUGGCACACCAGAGACUGGUCCCUGAGCGUCUGGCUCGAGUGGACGCCAAGGGUCGACCCAGGUUAGCUCUGCUGAUCACCUGCAUCACCGCCACAUUCUUGGGCUAUAUCCAAUUGAGCUCUGGCGGCCUGACCGCGUUGAACUGGCUGGUGUCGUUAACCAGUGCAUCGUUCUUUUCCAACUGGAUCAUCAUUUCCUUCACCAAUUGGCGGUUCCACUGUGCGCUCAAGGCGCAGAACGACCCUCUCUUCACCGAGGUAUACGCGUGGAAGUCGUCUCUGUGGCCUCUGGCACCGGCCUGGCUCAUGCUGAUCUCGCUCUUCCUGCUUGUGUGCUGCCUUGCCGCUGGAAUCAAUCCAAUUGGUGAUGCCGGAUUUACCGCGGAAAACUUUUUCCAGUACAUGAUCGGUGUCCUGGUGAUCGUGGGAUUCACCAUCGCAUACAAGCUUAUCCUGCGGACGACGUGGCGCAAUCCCAAGUUUGCCGACCUCAAGACCGGCCGGAGACCUUUGAGCGUUGAAGACAUCAACCAGCUCGAUGCCUACUACAGAAUGAGCACAUGGAGGAGAUUCUUGACCUAUGUACAGUUAUGGUAA
This is a messenger RNA of Cladophialophora yegresii CBS 114405, 1665 nucleotides long. RefSeq lists its product as uncharacterized. The transcript has 6 exons. Gene Ontology annotation, biological process: amino acid transmembrane transport. Lineage: Eukaryota; Fungi; Ascomycota; Eurotiomycetes; Chaetothyriales; Herpotrichiellaceae. The coding region runs from base 1 to 1665 and encodes 554 amino acids. The record is from RefSeq and is a predicted model, not a curated record. Gene Ontology annotation, cellular component: membrane. Gene Ontology annotation, molecular function: amino acid transmembrane transporter activity.